This is a messenger RNA of Eruca vesicaria subsp. sativa (arugula), 411 nucleotides long. The record is from the annotation of a GenBank genome assembly. Lineage: Eukaryota; Viridiplantae; Streptophyta; Magnoliopsida; Brassicales; Brassicaceae.
AUGGAGACUUGCAAAUUUCUUGCCUUGAUAUUCGCCGCCAUCGUCGGUCUCUACUCCGUCCAGGCGACAGCACAAGGAGUAGAUCCUCAUUUGACGGCUUGCACGCAAAAGCUUUUGCCGUGUCAGCCGUAUAUUCACGCGGUGAAUCCCCCGCCUCCACCGACGUGUUGCGGGCCAAUGAGAGAGAUCGUGGAGAAAGACGCAGCGUGUCUAUGCGCAGUUUUUAACAAUCCGGCUAUACUCAAAACACUCAACCUCACCAAAGAAACCGCUCUUGAUCUUCCUAAAGCCUGUGGAGCUCAUCCUGACAUCUCACUCUGCUCCAAAGCUGCUUGUGGCUCUUCCGUCCAAGCUAUCAGCUACAUUGGACUUAGCUUUCUGUUUGCUUUUGCGGCAAUGAUCUUGUAUUGA